UUCCAAGAUGAAGCUUCUCAAGUUUGUGGGAUUGAUCGUGGCUACCCUACUAGCCUCAACGGUCGAAGCUGCUCCGUCUUUUUCCUGGUACCGUCCAACGAGCUAUGCUGGUUCCAUUCCGGAGGAAUUCGAUGCCCGUGUCCAGUGGCCUCAGUGCCCUUCGAUAGGAACGGUUCAGAAUGAGGGUUGCUGUCCCUGGAGCUUCGUCAUCGCACCGACGGCCGUUAUGAGUGAUCGUGCUUGUAUCCUCUCGAAUGGGACCCGAUCCCGAAUGUACAGUACUGUGGAUGUCGCAGGAUGUUGUGGUUCUUGUGCCGACUUUGGAGACGACCCAUCUCCAGAUGGGUGUCCUAGCGGAGGUGAUCCCAAGGCGGUUUGGGAGUACUGGAUCGACGUGGGAAUCGUGAGUGAUCGAUGCUUUGCUGCUCAGAGAUUGGAGAAGUGUGAGAUACCUCGCUGCUACCAACAUUGUAACAACGCGUACGGACGAUCUGCCUACAAGGAUAAAGUUCGGGGAGAGUCCAGCUAUGGCGUUCACUCAGAGGUCAAAGACAUUCAGGUGGAGAUGUUGACUUACGGGCCGGUUCAGACUACCAUUCGGAUGUACGAGGACUUCAAGCUGUACCAGUCCGGGGUUUACCGCUUUGAAGGCGUUGAUGAUGGUGCAGCAAACUUCCUGGGGGAUCAACAUGUUCGCAUCAUCGGGUGGGGACGUGAGGAGGAUAUCGACUACUGGCUUUGUGUCAACAGUUUUGGCCCCGGUUGGGGAAUUGGUGGGACGUUCAAGAUACUGAGGGGUAGCGAUCAUCUGGGAGUGGAAAGAAAUGUUCGCGCCGGCAUUCCGUGAUAACAAGUUCUGGGUGACCGAGUUUUAUAUCAUAAAAAAUAAUACAAUUUAAGGAGCGCUCUAACAAAACAUAAACUAUUGCUUAAAAAAAAUGUACGCCAAAUGAACUGGCAUCGAAUGAAUCAUAUGAAAAAUAAAUCUUUCC
Uranotaenia lowii is the source of this 992-nucleotide messenger RNA. RefSeq names its product cathepsin B-like. NCBI's taxonomy places the organism in Eukaryota, Metazoa, Arthropoda, Insecta, Diptera, Culicidae. The record is from RefSeq and is a predicted model, not a curated record. Gene Ontology annotation, cellular component: lysosome. Bases 8 to 847 code for a protein of 279 amino acids. Gene Ontology annotation, molecular function: cysteine-type endopeptidase activity. The transcript has a single exon.